AUAUUAUAAUGUAAAUACUGAACUCGUGUAGAAUAAUCAAAUUAAUUUAUCAAAUUUUCGACUAGAAUAAGCCUUACAAUAUGAAUGAUUUCACUCUGAAGUCGAUAGCCCCGGAUUUAGCUCCGGCCAAUUAUUUGUUACUGGCGAAUAAUGCUCGAGUGCAUCGCGACAAGCAAAUUAAGCUUCUGUUAGAAAAAAAAAAACUUCCGGACGAUGGUUGGGAUAAUACUACAAUUGAAUAUUUCAUCGGUGAGCUUUCUUUGAUGGACAGUAACAAUUUCCCUAGUCGUUACGGUGUUGGUGAACGAGAGGGUAGAAUCGCAUGUGAUAUGGUACGCCAAAGACACUACAACUUUGCUCACGGUAUCGGACGAUCUGGCAAUCUGACAGAGCCCCAACCGAAAGCCACAGGAUCUACGAUAAUGAGUAAUUUAACCAAUAGCCUUAUGUUAGACUUAAUUCACGAAGUGGGCAUACACAGCUGUAAACGGGCAAUACUGGUUCCUCUGGCUACGGGCAUGGCGGUAAUGAUGACACUUCUUGCAUUGAAGACAAAAAGACCCCAGGCACAGUACGUGUUAUGGUCCAGAAUUGAUCAAAAGUCUUGCUUUAAAAGUAUUCAGACUGCUGGACUGAUACCAGUGGUCAUUGACACUAUUCCAGUGGAGGAAAACGGUGAUGGCAUGCUUGGAACUAAUCUGAAAGAAUUUCAGAAACAAAUCGAAAUACUUGGAGCAAGCAAUAUUUGCUGUGUGCUAUCGACGACAAGCUGUUUUGCACCUAGAACAUGUGAUAAUAUCGUAGAAUUAGCUAGUUUAUGCCAGGGUCAUAACAUUCCCCAUGUAGUCAAUAACGCCUAUGGGCUGCAGAGUACCUUCUUAACACACCAGUUGGAACAAGCAGCUCGAACUGGACGGGUGGAUGCGUUUAUUCAAAGUACCGACAAAAAUUUGCUGGUUCCAGUCGGCGGAGCAGUCAUCGCAAGCUUUGAUCAAACAGUUGAUCUUGUCUCAGAAUCAUAUCCUGGGAGGGCAUCGAGUUCGCAAACUCUAGACGUACUUAUGACCCUAUUGUCGCUGGGAAAGAAAGGUUAUCGGGCACUAGUUGCGGAGCGGAAAGAGUUACAUCAAUACCUGUUGGCACAGAUGACAACAGUAGCGAAAACCUAUGCAGAGACGUUGAUGUCCGGCAAAAACCCAAUAUCGCUGGCGUUGACAUUGAAAAAUUUUGCUUCGAAUCCGGACAUGAUUGGUUCGAUGUUACACCGGAGAGGUGUUUCCGGUUGUCGAGUAGUGAGAACCGGGAAAGGUUCUAAAACUAUUGGAGGCUACACGUUCCAAUCGUGGGGUGCACACUCUGACCAAGCUGGAGAGCCAUACCUGACGACAAGUGCUGCGCUUGGUGUGAAACGCGUGGAAAUUGACGGGUUCAUUGUCAAAUUAACGCAAGUGUUGCAGGACCGUAUCGCUAGCGAAGCAUUGGUAGCUCAGACAUUGGAUGAAUAAAUUUUGUUGAAUGAUUUA
Malaya genurostris is the source of this 1523-nucleotide messenger RNA. Its product is annotated as O-phosphoseryl-tRNA(Sec) selenium transferase. Gene Ontology annotation, molecular function: O-phosphoseryl-tRNA(Sec) selenium transferase activity; tRNA binding. The record is from RefSeq and is a predicted model, not a curated record. NCBI's taxonomy places the organism in Eukaryota, Metazoa, Arthropoda, Insecta, Diptera, Culicidae. The transcript has 3 exons. Bases 81 to 1505 code for a protein of 474 amino acids. Gene Ontology annotation, biological process: conversion of seryl-tRNAsec to selenocys-tRNAsec; selenocysteine incorporation.